UUAUUUCAACGGAUGUUGCCUGUUGGCUCACUUCCUAGACAAAGGCCAAUUGUGUUCGGGUCGUAUUACUUAAAUUAAUAAAUAUUAAACAUUGUCAUUAAAGGUAGAUGGAGUCUGAUUAAAGACGCAUCCACUCCAUUAAAAUACAGGGACUUUUCAUCUAGUGACACCAAUGCUAAGAGUUUGUGGUGCUGAGGUUUUAUGACCAGGUCAGUUUACUGUAACUUUUUUUUGGCAUCAUGAGCACAAGCCAGAGACGGCGACGCUGCCCAGCCCUCACUCAGCCCAGACGCUCAGCCAAGAGGGGCUUGUACUCUGACAGGCUGGCCCACAUGGCUGCAGAGUGCAUCGAGGUGGAGGGGACCCAGGUGGAAAGUGAGGAGGUGGUGGAUCUCACAUGUGAGAGCACAGAGGCCGCUGUAGUGGACCUCACCAACUCGGACUCUGUGCUGAUUGUAGACGAGGGCCAGACGCCUAAACGCGGGGCGGGUGCCGAGAGUUACGUACUGAGCAGCGAUGAAGAGGAGGGCCAGUCUGCAGGGGGUGCGGCUUUCCUCGCUCACCUGGAGGCCAACAGCCGGGCCAGGUCGAUUCCAGGCAUGAUCAGCUGCCCCAUCUGCAUGGACACCUACGCGGAGAUCGUGGGGAGUGGAAGGCUCGUCGUCUCGACCCGGUGUGGUCACCUCUUCUGCAGCGUCUGCCUCCGAGACUGUCUGGCCAAGUCGCACACCUGUCCAACCUGCAGGAAGAAACUAACAAGCAAGCAGUACCACCCUAUAUACAUCUGAGGCGGCCUUCUGUCCACGCCAGUCUCUCCUGGAGGUGCCAAUGGUGUACAGGGUCUGCAGCAGCGUUUUCAUCGGACCCGCAUCCGCUCUGGCUGCAGGCCUGCAUGUGACUGACUCUGUGUGCAAGGGACAAAUCGGCACUUAUCUGUGUUUCAGGAAGACCCCCCUCCCCCUCGGCCUCGAACCCCGGGGCCUGUGUGGCUGUUGCAGUUAUUCAUAGCAGUAUGAGAUCACAAACCACCAAGAGGGUAAACCUCCCAUAACAUGCAGCUUGUUGUGCGUACAUUUAUGCGAUCCAUGCAAAGGGGGCCCAGUUUCGCUCAGGAAUCUCAGCUGGCGCCAAAGACUCAAGGGAGAGCUGUGGGGGGUGUGAGACGGCGCCCCCUCGUGGACAUGCUGUUGGUGUUGCAAUAUUCUUAGCUGUUAAUGUUUGUAUUUAAUACUAAAUAAUUACAUAGGACUUUUGAAUAAUUUUUUUUGUAUUAAACAGUUGAAUAACUGUAGUCUGGACAAGGGUAAGACCACCCCUCCCCCCAAAAAAAGGAAAAACACUUCUGAAAAUGAAAGUGUGUGUUUUACCCUUUUGAAAAAUUAAAAUACCACAGAGGAAGGAACACUGUUUGACAAGUAGUGAGUAAAACUCGCUUCUGAAAAGCUUCCUGUCUGUAUCCCGUUUGUUAUAAUUUUUUUUUAAUUAAAGUUGGGGGCUAUUAGGUGUUAUCAGUGCAGCGGUUGCUGAACUACACUGUAUGGCCUUAAAGUCAGCUCUGUAAAACUGCCCUAACUUUGGAGUUUGCUGGGGAUGCAUAGUCAGAUGUGGGUAUAUUUUUUGGUUUUCCUUGAUUUAAACUCGCUGAAAGAUCGCUUUGGUUUAUUUUUUUUGUGUUUUCUGAAUGUAAUACCAACCUGGCACGUUUUGCCAGCGUCUUUGAAUAUUAAAGUUGUCCAAGUA
Brienomyrus brachyistius is the source of this 1740-nucleotide messenger RNA. RefSeq names its product E3 ubiquitin-protein ligase RNF4-like. The transcript is spliced from 8 exons. Gene Ontology annotation, molecular function: transcription factor binding; metal ion binding. The record is from RefSeq and is a predicted model, not a curated record. Lineage: Eukaryota; Metazoa; Chordata; Actinopteri; Osteoglossiformes; Mormyridae. Gene Ontology annotation, biological process: positive regulation of transcription by RNA polymerase II. Bases 240 to 788 code for a protein of 182 amino acids.